Messenger RNA from Malania oleifera, 2085 nucleotides. Its product is annotated as dephospho-CoA kinase. The record is from RefSeq and is a predicted model, not a curated record. Gene Ontology annotation, molecular function: ATP binding; dephospho-CoA kinase activity. The coding region runs from base 154 to 855 and encodes 233 amino acids. NCBI's taxonomy places the organism in Eukaryota, Viridiplantae, Streptophyta, Magnoliopsida, Santalales, Ximeniaceae. Gene Ontology annotation, biological process: coenzyme A biosynthetic process. The transcript has 3 exons.
AAAUUUGAUAUUUUUCCUGUACAUAGCCAGGGUAGUUAUGUACACAAGCUCCGAGUCUAGAAGUCGUGUAGAAGCUCCGAGUCUUGAAGUCCUCUCUCUCUCUCUCUCUCUCUCUCUCUGUUUCCGCCGAGCAGCGAAUUACAGGGACAAAAGAUGAGGAUAGUAGGACUGACGGGCGGAAUCGCAUCAGGCAAGAGCACUGUUUCAAGUCUCUUCAAAGCCAGCGGCGUCCCUGUCGUCGACGCUGACCUCGUCGCUCGCGAUGUUUUGAAGAAAGGCUGUGGUGGUUGGAAAAAGGUUGUUGCGGCAUUUGGGGAUGACAUUUUACUGCCCAGUGGAGAAGUAGAUAGGCCAAAACUGGGUCAUAUUGUGUUUUCUGAUCCUGACAAGCGCCAACUUCUUAAUAGGAUAUUGGCACCUUAUAUAUCAUCCGGCAUUUUUUGGGAAAUUCUGAAGCUAUGGAUGAAGGGCUGUAAAGUUAUUGUCCUUGACAUCCCUUUGUUGUUUGAGGCCAAGAUGGACAAGUGGACAAAGCCUAUUAUUGUUGUGUGGGUAGAUCCUGAAACACAGUUUCAACGACUCAUGUCAAGAGACAGAACAUCUGAACAAGAGUCCAAAAAUAAGAUAAGUGCUCAAAUGGCACUUGAUUGGAAAAGGACCAAGGCAGAUAUUAUAAUUGAUAACACUGGAUCACUAGAGGACUUGAAUGAACAGUUUCGAAAGGUAUUAUUGCAGGUCACAAGGCCCUUAACAUGGAGCGAAUUCGGCCUUUCCAGGCAGGGAGCAUUCUCAUUUUUCGUGUCUGUUACUAUUGGUGUUCUUAUCUUUAGGAAAGUUUAUAAUGGCAGUCGUUGACAACCAUUGUGUUUCUCAACAUGUUUAGCCCUGUUUCCAAGCUCAACCUUUCUAUGCUUCAUUUAAACAGGUUGUAAUUUUUGGAAAAAGAACUUUUUCAAUGAUAAGAAAGCUGUUUCAUUGCUCAAAAAAAUGUUGUAUAAUGUUUGUUUUUUUUGCUACUUAGCAAGGAAUGAUUUACAAUUUAAGUUUUUUCUUUUCUUUUCUUUUUAAGCAAUGUUGGUGUUUCUAUGCAAGUUUCAGAUUUUGUUGCAGUUUAAUUAUGUAUAAAUAUGUUUCUUUUGGUGCAAUUCGUAAAAAUGUUCUCUCUCAGGAAGAGAAAUCUUCUCUUUAAGUUCCAUGCCCAAAUUUAGAAUUUUACUAAUACAGAAAAGGCAAAUAAUAAUCUAAUUGAAAAUGAUGAAACGGAAAGAAGGAUCGCCAAUUGAAGACAUAAAUAUCAGCCACUGUUGUUAAAGUCAGGAUCCUGACUUCAACAGUUGGGAAGUUUUUGGUAUUGGAUUGUUGGAUGAGAUUUUGAGAUCACACAAUUGUAAGAUUCUCCUACUAGAAUAAUGUGUAAUUUCUUUUUAAAUGUCACUCUAGAAUUUUAAGAAUUUGAUGCAGUUUCCAGUAAUACGUCAAACCUAAAACUGGGACAAAGGUAAGGAAGACAUAAUUACCAUUUAUGAUGUUAUUGAAGAAUUACCACUUUACCUAAAAGCUUAAGCUAUUAGAUUGUAGCCCAACAAUGUAUAUCAAGCUUUAACACCCCCUGCAUGUGCAGCCCGGCAGCAUGUGGAGAGAUAAAACACACGAUAAAUAACACACAUUAUAGGGAACACAAUAAAACAAGGGCAUCAAGACUAGAACCCAGGACAUCCUGGUAACUAGCUUUGAUACCAUGUUAGAUUACACUUUACCCAAAAGCUUAAGCUAUUAGAUUGUGGGCCAACAAGGUAUAUCCAGCUUUAACAGAUUGCACGGUUAAAAUUUUCUGGGCUAAAAACAGUAUUAAAUAGCAAUAUAACUAACCCAUGUAGUGGAAUUGAAGGCUUUGUCAUUCCUUCCAUAGAAGUUAUAUUGAAUAAUCAGUCACUAACAUUAGAUUAUGGGUCUCCUUCUAUGUCAGUAUUGUUUCUUUGUAGAAAGAGGCUCUUAUAAAGAUGUGCAAUAUCCUUAAUGGUGCUACUACAUUAACCUUAUGAGAUUCUUCAGCUGCAUUGUCUUGGAGAAAAUGGGACUGUUGAG